AUGAUUUCGUCCACGCAAUCCGAAAUGCAACCUCUCAGCUCAUCACCAAUACUAAUUGAAUCCUCUUCAAUAAAUAGUACAACUAUCACUAACGAACCAACGAAUAGUACAGCUAACACCUCCGCACAAGAUUCCAAUAACAAUACAUCACUUUCGAAUAGCCAUUCCCACCAACACCAUCAACCACAACAUGCAUCGUCAUCAACAACAACAACAACAGCAGAUCAUCACAAUAAAAAGAAUGAAAAGGGAGAAAUCAUCUACAAGGAAAAGAAAAAGAAGAAAUUCGAUGCCACCCACUACAUGGCUCUCUACGAUGAAUUGAUGGCAAAUUUGGAGGCAAGAGAAGUUUUCUCAAAUUACUUAAAGAAGGCAUGUACACAGGAGCCAAUGUUGUUUCUGAAUGAUUAUGGAAAGUAUUCGAAAGAGUAUGCCAAGUAUAGGGCAACAACGAGUACUAGUAAUAGUAGUUCACAACAGGAUGUGAGUUUGAAAGCAUGUAAAAUUCUAUUCGAUUCGGUUGGUGCAUUGAUUGAUUUGUAUAUUAGACCAGGAAGUGAGAGAGAGUUGAAUUUACCAAGUUCAAAUGUGGUGCAGAUUUGGGAUCAAGAAAUUGUUCCACUCAUGCAAGGUCACCUUCAAAAACAAGAGAAACAAGGGAAGAAAGGAAGUGAAACUAUGGAAACUAAACUAUUAGAAAGGUCACAAUCAGAGUUGAGUGAAUCGAGUAUUGAAUCUGAAAUGAGUCAAUCAACUAUGAAAUCACUUACUGAUUUGUUUGAAAUGUUGAAUCCUGAUGUGUUAUUCGAAAAGAUUAUCUUUUCAGUCAACUUGGAUUUAAAGAUUGAUCAAUUUCCAAGAUUUAACAGAUCGAAAGAAUUGUUUGAAUUUCUCAAUUUACAAGGUGAAGCAUUUACAAGACGUAUUGCAGUUGAUAUUUCAAGAGGAUUCAAUGUGGAUAUUCGAUACAAACCUAAAGAUUUGACAAAGAAUUAUAUUUACGAUAGAGACAUUUAUUUUGGAUUGAGUUUGUUAGAAGAUUCUCCUGAUUGGCAAGCUAUGAAAAAUUCCAAAUCUUCAUCAAAAGCUCAGAUGUUUCAUUCGAAAACUUCCUAUGUGUUCGAUAGUGGCAGAAAGAAUGGUUUGAAACUCUUCAAAAUUGUUACCUUGUUACCAUAUCCAGUUGAAGAUGUUUGGAAAGUAUUUAAGCAUGUUCAGGCCUACGACCUCAAAGGAACAGAAGUUACUGGCAUUGAAACACUUGGUUAUCAUGAGCCUGGAACUCUUGGAAACCCCAAGGCCUCACAAUCAGCUCUUGCUUACUUUACAGCAGAUGAGGAUGAUGACGAAUCUAAACUCACCAAUCCUCUGGUGGUCAGAUAUUGUACCACUUGUUUGAAUCUUGGACCAACGUUUAAGAAACGACAAUUUCCACACACUCAAAGCACAGUAUUUGAUGAAGUUCUGGAAGGAUAUAUUAAUGUGGGACAUACUGCACCACUAGCCUUCCAUCCAGUUCCAAAAGAAAGAGUGAUGGUUGAUAUUUUCUUUGUCUAUUUCAUGUACAGAGUUGGUAAGAAUUCAACAAGGUUUGGACACAUUAUUUACUCUGAUGUUCACUUACCAGAUUGGCUCGAUAAGUUAGUCGCAAAUCCAACAUGGAAAAAGAGAUGUCUCAGUAUGGAGGAAACAAUUUUGAAAGUUUUGAAAGAAAAAACAGCUAAUGGAACGAGACCAAUUGGUGAAAAUGAAUUGACCGAUGAAUAUUCAUAUCAGAAACAAGUAGAAGACAAUAGAAAAAAGUAUCCACAUAGAUCAUGGUACAAAGACUAUCUAUCAAUGUUUCACAAAGAAGACAAGCACUAA
Molecule: messenger RNA, 1866 nt
Organism: Naegleria gruberi
Lineage: Eukaryota; Heterolobosea; Eutetramitea; Acrasida; Naegleriidae
Exons: 1
Coding region: 1-1866 (621 amino acids)
Source: RefSeq, a predicted model, not a curated record